GUAGACCUCUUCGCGAUUUUGUUUGCAGUUGAUUAAUUUUCUAUAAUUAAAUUAAAAAAGAAACACUUAAUCAACAUCAUGGCCACAUUAGAGGAUAAAUUACUAGGUGAAAAACUGGAGUACUACUGCAGCAGCAGUGAGGGUGAAGACAAUGGAGACGAUGGCGACGGUGAGCAAGGCGCUCGUGGCUCUGGCAGAGGAGCUGCAGCGGGCUCCGGAUUGACAAUCAACACAGAUCCUAACGCAGCGCCCCCGGGUGGUUUUCGCCAGCAAGGCUCAACCAAUACAGGACCUAAGGGCGUUGUGCAGGACUGGCAGCGUUUCAAACAACUCGAAGCAGAGCGGCGCGAAGAAACGGAACGCCAACGAUUGGCGCUGGCCAAAAAGCUUAGCAUGACGACUGCAACAGCCGCCGAGGAUGAGGAGCGCAAACGGCAAGAGGAACUGGAUGCCGAGUUUGCGGAAUUGAUGAGCGAAGAUUUUCUGCAGCAAUAUCAAAAGCAGCGUAUGGCCGAAAUGCUGCGCCAAACAGGACACCAUCAGCAAUUCGGCAAGGUGCUUCAGCUGGCCACGCACGGGGAAUUUCUGUCUUGUGUGGAACAGGAAAAUAAGCACACAACCAUUAUUAUACACAUUUAUGAUCGCACCCAAUCAGCCUGCACCACGCUCAACAACUGCCUGGACACGCUGGCCAGCGAGUAUCCGUCCAUUAAGUUUGCCAAGAUCUGCAGCUCCGUGGCGGGCAUGAGCCGCGACUUCCGCACCAAAGGAUUGCCCGCCUUAUUGGUGUACAAGGCACAGGCGCUAAUUGGCAACUUUGUGCGAUUAACUGACGAUUUGAGUGACGACUUCUUCGCCUCCGAUGUGGAAAGCUUUCUCAUCGAGCAUGGCAUUAUAGUAGAUAAAGCCUUGUACAACUAAUCUGAGCUUGUGAAUUAUAUAUUAUAGAUUAAGCUAAAGAGAGCUGACCAAAUAAUGUGUUCGAAAAUUUCGCAUUUAAGCCAAUCGCCCUUUAAUUUUCAGUUCAGUUAAGUUAAGUUUGUUUGGGUCUCAAAUGUUUGAAUUUAGUUAUUU
This is a messenger RNA of Drosophila montana, 1074 nucleotides long. RefSeq names its product phosducin-like protein. Gene Ontology annotation, biological process: regulation of G protein-coupled receptor signaling pathway. Bases 79 to 921 code for a protein of 280 amino acids. The transcript has a single exon. Lineage: Eukaryota; Metazoa; Arthropoda; Insecta; Diptera; Drosophilidae. The record is from RefSeq and is a predicted model, not a curated record.